Molecule: messenger RNA, 1851 nt
Organism: Andrographis paniculata
Lineage: Eukaryota; Viridiplantae; Streptophyta; Magnoliopsida; Lamiales; Acanthaceae
Exons: 9
Coding region: 1-816 (271 amino acids)
Biological process (GO): proteolysis
Molecular function (GO): cysteine-type peptidase activity
Source: RefSeq, a predicted model, not a curated record
AUGACAAUCAGGUUCCUUGUAUCUCCUGAGGACGCUUUAAGAUAUAAUUGGGUUGCUGUUAUAAAAGACAAGUUGGUGGAUUCAAUUCACAAUUUUAAGUCAUAUGAGCGCAAGAAAGAAGCAUUUAUAUCGAAGUUGGAUACCAUAAAAUGUGAAGCAAAUGAAUUAAAUGAGAAACUUUUAGCUGUUAGACAAGAGAUUAUAGAAACUGAGGAUGAAUUGUAUUAUCUUAUUGCUGAUACAUUGGAAAACGAAGCAUUGGCUAAGAAAAAUCAACACAAAGAUGAUCAUGCGGAAAAGACUCCUUGCAAAGCUACAGUUGAUGAGACAUCCACUGAUAUAAAUAGUUCAACCCACAAUGAGGUUCCUUGUGAAAAAACUGUUGUUCUAUAUUCAACCGGUGAUAUGGAGAUUCCUAUGGAUACGAAUUUUGCUGGACCAAGUUUUUCAUUGGGGUUGAGUCAAUCGUCUGGUGAUAAAAACAUUGUUGAUCCUAUACUCGAAAAUAAAAAGACAUACGAUGAAUGUCAAGAGGAUGUUGUUGCUGCUACUCUUGGUCCAUUUAGUGCUACUGAAGCGCAACUAAGACUUCAAUUUAAGAAUCAAAACUUUGAUGAAGAAGACUACAUUUUUUUCUUCCCCUACGGCCAACAUGAACAUUGGGUGCUCUUUUGUAUCGAUAUACCAAGACAUAAAAUUUGGUAUUUCAAUUCACUUAACCCCAAAGAAGGUUGGAUUACAGAUAAGCCAACAAUGAAAAUGUUAUGGUAUUAUUUUAGGACCAUCGUUCGACAUCAUUCAGCUAAUGACAGGUAGGAAUGGAAGUCUUGAAUAUAUUUUUCUUAAGAACUUUUUAUAACGAAAUACCAAUCCUUGUUGUGUAUUACAUGUGCGAAUGAAGUUUUGAAUUUUUUUUUCUUAGUCAUAUCCCGCAGCUAGAUACCCGUUCUUGCAGUGUAAUAGUGACUUUAUACAUGGAUUACUUCAAUGGCCAAUAUCAAAAAUAGUGUCUUGGAGCAAUUCAAAGAUAUGAAUAAUUUGAAUGCAAAAAGAGCAAAGGUAUGUGCGAAGUUACUUUUGCAAGAUGCUAAUGAAAGGAAAUCUAAUUUGUUGGACAUGUUAAGAAUUUACAAAUAACAAAAUAAACAUAUGAGGAAACGAAACUGUAAAUAGAAUAUAUUUAGACGAAGAUCAAGGCGGAAGUUGUGAUUUUUUCAACCGUUUGUAGUUUCUACUAGUUAUUUUUUAAAUGGACAAGUUGUAUUAGUUAUUUCUAAUUGUGAUAUAUUGUAUUACUAUUAUUAUAAAUGAAUAUAUUGUAAUUUGAGAUGGUGUAUAACCGAGGAUGUGCCUGAUGGAGCCGCAACUGAUCAAAGAAUUGCUGAAAAAGCACAUGGUGAUGAGAAAGUUGUGGUAGCAUUAGCAGCAAAACAACCAGCCUUUCAUCAGAUUGUUAUUUUUUAUGGCCAACAAACUAGGAUUGAUUGAAUUUGUUCGAGGCAAUAGAGAAUAGGCGGUAAUGGAGCAGUUUCUACAGAAAGUCGCCAGCGUGUUAAAAAGUGAAAAUCUAUUUGCUUCACAGGGGGCUUGUUAUAAUAUCUCAGGUUGAAAAUGAAUUUGGGGCACCGAGGAUUGGUUCUCGGGCAAGCGGCGAUUCUUACAUGAAUUGGUUGGCAAAGAUGGUUGUCGGAUUAGAUACCUCAUCCACCGUUGCUUUAGCUCUCAUUCACUCCCGGGAGUUAGUCGUACGAAGAAAUUCAAACCUUGUUGUGUGUGUGUCCUGGUUUGUAGCUUGUAAUUUCUUAUGUUGGAAACAAGGGAGGAAGUGUUGAUAACACUGGUUUGUAUCCG